UUAGUGAAAAACUUUAUAAAAUUACAUAAAAGUUAUAAAUUACAAACUAAUUUCAUUCUUGUUUGUUAAGUUGAAGGCAUGCAAAAUAUGAUUAAAAUCAUUAGAAAUAUUUCUUUUAGAUCUUCCAUUCGCCGGUUUGCACCGGAGGUGUCGAACCUUAAUCUCUUGCAUGGUAAAAGUUUUGCUAGAUCUAUAUUCACAUGCGAAGUGCUAUUCAAGAGACGAAAAACUGCCGAAGAAAAGAAAUCCCAAAGAAUCAUAGAAUAUUCCCCAAAAAAGAAAAAUUCUCCAGAUUUGCCAGGCGUAGUAGAGAUAUGGCGGCAUAUGACUGUAGAUCAGUUAUCAAAAUCUACAAGUCGUUCUUUGGAAGAUGUCCAGGAAGCCAUGUUGUUUGUUAAAGAUGCAGACAAUAUUGAACCAUCUGCACAAUUGCAUGACAUAAAAGUCAUACAAGAAAUUGUUAAAAAACUUGGGGCUAGAGUUCGUAUCGUAGCAGCACCAACAUCUGCUACCUCAGAAAUCGAAAGUAAAGAUAAGGAUGUGUUUCCAAGGCCUCCAGCUACUGCAGAACAACUGAGGCCACGUCCCCCUGUGGUAACCGUUAUGGGGCAUGUAGAUCAUGGCAAAACAACAUUGUUAGACUCAUUGCGUGGAGCUGAUGUUGCAUCUGGCGAAGCUGGUGGAAUAACCCAACAUAUAGGAGCAUUUACAGUGAGUUUGGAAAACGGAGAUAAGGUAACGUUUCUCGAUACACCAGGUCACGCAGCGUUCAGUUCAAUGAGAGCGCGAGGAGCAAUAGCCACAGAUAUUAUUGUUUUAGUUGUAGCAGCUGAAGAUGGUGUGAUGGCUCAAACUAAAGAAGUAAUACAGUUGGCAAAAGAAGCUAAUGUUCCCAUCAUUGUUGCCAUUAAUAAAAUCGAUAAACCUGAAGCUAAUAUUGAGAAAACAAAACAAGAACUCUCUCAAAUGGGUUUGAGCUUAGAGGAACAUGGCGGCGAUAUUCAAGUAAUACCAAUUUCAGCAACGAAGGGCACAAAUCUUCCAUUGCUAUCAGAAGCAGUUAGUACACAGGCGACGCUAAUGGGUUUAAAAGCUGACUUCACAGGUCUGAUGGAAGGAGUUGUUGUGGAAUCUAAAACAGAUCCAAGACGAGGAAAGCUUUCUACUGCUAUUGUUAAACGGGGAACUUUACGCAAAGGAUCAGUCUUAGUUAGUGGACUUGCGCAUGCCAAAGUUAGAGGACUAUUUGAUCAUAACGGUAAGCCAUUGGAUAAAGCAGAACCAGGCACACCUGUGGAAAUAUUAGGAUGGCGAGAACUUCCGCUUGCAGGAGAUUUAAUUCUGGAAGUUGAUACAGAGAAAAAGGCUCAUUCUGUCCUUAGAUAUCGAACACACGAAGCUCAAAAAGAAAAAGCAGAACAGAGUCUUGAAGAAAUACGCAAAAAAGAAGAGGAACAUUUGGAAAGAUAUCGAGCAGAAAGAGAUGCCCGUCGCUUAGCUGGUAGAUUCCGUUUAAGGCAUGGCCCCAGGUCCAAAGAGACAUUACCAGAUGACGGUACACCUCGCGUCAGUGUAAUAAUCAAAGGAGAUGUACAUGGCUCGGUCGAAGCCAUACUUGAUGUUUUAGAAACAUAUAGUGAAAACGAUAAAUGUCGUUUGGAUGUAGUUCAUUAUGGCGUUGGAAAUGUGUCAGAGUCAAAUAUUGAAUUGGCAAACUCUUUCGACGCAAUCGUUUAUGCCUUUUCUGUUGAACCGCCUGCUAAAGUAACUGGUGACGUUUCCAUACGAGUUUGUGAUAUCAUAUAUCGUUUAAUUGACGACCUAAAAGAAGAAAUCAGCAAUAAACUGCCUCCAUUAAAAGUAGAAGAUAUAUCCGGAGAAGCAAAUGUUUUACAACAGUUUUCUAUUACGGAGGGACGAAAAGAAGUACCAGUUGCAGGUUGUCGAUGCACAAAAGGUGUAUUGAAAAGGGCACACCAAUUUCGUUUAAUGCGAAAUGGAGAAACCAUUUACGAUGGACCUCUUGAAUCUAUGAGACAUUUAAAAAAUGAAGUAGAUUCAAUUAAAAAAGACGUUGAAUGCGGCAUACGCUUAAAAGACACCAACAUCAUACCUCAGCCUGGUGAUAUUAUAGUUUGCUAUUCAACACAUAUGGAGCCACAAAAGACUGAUUGGGAUCCAGGCUUCUAAUGUUCCUCAUGUAAAUAAAUAAGCAAAUAAUUCAAUGAUUUUUUUCUGUAAAUGAGUUCCAUAUUGCAAAUAUAAAAAUUAUGCUAAAGCGUGA
Molecule: messenger RNA, 2284 nt
Organism: Lucilia cuprina (Australian sheep blowfly)
Lineage: Eukaryota; Metazoa; Arthropoda; Insecta; Diptera; Calliphoridae
Gene: mIF2
Product: translation initiation factor IF-2, mitochondrial
Exons: 8
Coding region: 79-2190 (703 amino acids)
Molecular function (GO): GTP binding; GTPase activity
Source: RefSeq, a predicted model, not a curated record